CUGAUAACAUGGAUUGCUUCAUGCAGCAGAUGUGCGACGCCCUUCAUGACGGUUCUCUGGGCAUCGAUCUAAACAUUGAUCUUGAGCAGGUGAAUAGUGUUGAGCCCACCGUCCCAUAUUCAGGUUAUCCUGCAGAUGUCGCGAUGGAAAAGCCAGCUGAGGAUGGAGCCUAUCAUGAUGUAGGUUUCGAGGAACGGGGGUGUGCUCCUGUACCAAGUUUCUCGAAACCCGACGCUGGAUUAUUAACCGACAUGCUGGCCGAACAGACUGCCAGAGGAACCGUGAGACCACCCUUUGAGAGUGAUUCACUCACAGGAUUAAUAUUACAGUACCAAUCAUCGGGCCCGAUUCAGUAG
Asparagus officinalis (garden asparagus) is the source of this 356-nucleotide messenger RNA. RefSeq lists its product as uncharacterized. The record is from RefSeq and is a predicted model, not a curated record. Bases 9 to 356 code for a protein of 115 amino acids. The transcript has 4 exons. NCBI's taxonomy places the organism in Eukaryota, Viridiplantae, Streptophyta, Magnoliopsida, Asparagales, Asparagaceae.